GAGCAUAUAUAAAGCGCCUCGAUGUAGGCCGGGAGGAAAGAAGGAGGAUGGCAGCCCAAGCGUACUUCGUCAGCCUGUUGCUACUCGUCUGCUUGCAGUGGUCAUCGGUGGAUGGCCAGUGCGGCGGAGACUUCACAGCACCCACGGGAAACUUCUCAUCACCCAAUUAUCCUGAUAAUUACGACGACUACUCCUUCUGUGUAUAUGAAAUCGACGUGGGAGAAGGUAACGGGAUCGAGUUGACGUUCCUCGAUUUCGAACUCGAGAGUGGGUUCGAUACCGUCACCAUCACCGAUCUCGGUACGGGCGAAAACGAGACCCAUACUGGACAGUUGGGAUCUCUCGGCCCGUUAACGUUCCUAUAUCAUAACAUUCGCGUCACGUUCGAAUCUGACCUCUCCAUCACAUUCAGAGGAUUCUAUGCGGAGUACGAGUCCUUCUUGCAGCCGUGCGACAUAAGUGCCGGCUGGGAACCGCACGACGGACUGUGCUACAUGUACAUGAACGAGCCAAAAUCUGCACCCGAAGCUCAGCUGGAAUGCGAGGCGAAUGGCGGAAACCUCGCCAGCAUUCAUAGCGGCGGCGAAAAUGCAUACAUUGGAAGCCUGGGCCGAACGUCUCCGAUGUGGAUCGGGCUCCAAAGACAAGGCUCCGAUUGGGAAUGGAUGGACGGAAGCCCCAUCGACUACGACAACUUCAAUCCGAAUUUCCUCGGAGAGGACGAAUAUGCGAUCAUGUGGAAGGAUCAGUGGGGCAACGACGAAUGUCGGCCAUCCAAGUCCUUCGUCUGCCGUCUUCGGGCGGACGAAUGCCCGGAUUCGACUUGGAUCCAGGAGGGUUCCGAUUGCUACCUCGUCAUGAAGGACUCCCUCCUGUUCGACUCAGCUGUUAGGUACUGCGAGAGCACGGACCCUGCGUCGACGCUUCUGACGGUGCCCGAUGACGUGAAUUACAACUUCAUCGUCGAAUCCAUCCUCAACGGACAGGAGCUGAACGAGGAAGUGGAUAUUUGGAUCGGGAUCGAGAGGGAAGGAUCGACCUGGGGCUGGGUCGACGACACCACGUCCGAAUUGGACAACUGGGCUCCGGGUUACCCUGUUGAGGAUGCGGGAAAGGAUUGCGGCACCAUCCUCCUCAGUACCUGGACUGAUUCUCCAGAUGGCAGUUACCCUUUUCCGGAAAAAGAAUCUAAUGAGAUGCUCGUGAGAUUCUCAAACAGGGACCUCAUGAGGUAUUAUGAGAUUUACCUCAUGAGAGGAUUCACGGCCGAGUACGGAUCGAUCCAAAGGGGCUGCGGCGACGGCCUGGAGUUCGGCGAAGCUUGCUACUUCUUCAUAGACGAGCCGACGACGGCGACUGAUGCCCAACGCGAGUGCGAGGCCAUCGAGGCCAAUCUCACCAGCAUCCAUAGCGACGCGGAGAACUUCUUCAUCGGU
Darwinula stevensoni is the source of this 1436-nucleotide messenger RNA. Lineage: Eukaryota; Metazoa; Arthropoda; Ostracoda; Podocopida; Darwinulidae. The record is from the annotation of a GenBank genome assembly.